AUGAGGGUCCAGCGCUGGUUCAUUAAGGAAUAUUUCUCAAUACAGCUUGAGUGUAGGGAUAUUCAGGAGGCCAGGAGAAUUGGAAAAAAAGGAGAAAAAGCUCGGCCAAUAAUCGCCACUUUUUCGACCUUAGGUCUCAAAAUAAACUUGUACAAACAAAGGAGGGUUUUGAACGACACCGCGUAUUAUAUAAAAGAGGACUACCCACAGAACGUCCUAGAAAAAAGAAAACAGUUACAAGAGCAAUUGCGCAUCGAGAAAGAGAAGGGAAACUCAGCCACAAUUAAAUACGACAAACUCGUUAUACGCAGCAAGAACCCGAACUCUACAAACAACAAUAAAAGGAUGCUCUCACUGUCACCUGAAAGUAACGUAUCAUCCCAAGAAGAACCCAAAGUACAGGCUAGCAAGAAAAACAAGACUCAAGAGCCGCUUAAGAGGACAUCUAGCCUAUCCGAGGGAAUUGUCAAACCAGGCAUGCUGAACUAUUUAGUCCCCAGGAACCCAGCCAACACACCAAAACAAGACAGCACAAACAUUGUUUUAUAG
Molecule: messenger RNA, 549 nt
Organism: Cydia splendana
Lineage: Eukaryota; Metazoa; Arthropoda; Insecta; Lepidoptera; Tortricidae
Exons: 1
Coding region: 1-549 (182 amino acids)
Source: RefSeq, a predicted model, not a curated record